Chanos chanos (milkfish) is the source of this 4098-nucleotide messenger RNA. RefSeq names its product ribosome binding protein 1a (gene rrbp1a). The transcript has 30 exons. The coding region runs from base 167 to 3625 and encodes 1152 amino acids. Lineage: Eukaryota; Metazoa; Chordata; Actinopteri; Gonorynchiformes; Chanidae. Gene Ontology annotation, biological process: protein transport. The record is from RefSeq and is a predicted model, not a curated record. Gene Ontology annotation, cellular component: endoplasmic reticulum membrane.
UCCAAAGAACACGGUUGUCUGUGAGGCUGGGAGACGGACACUGGGGAUACGUGUCUUUGCGUUGGACUGAGUAAUCAGAUUUAAAAGUAGCUGCUUUUAAUCAACGUGUCUAGUACUCUAGCAACAACUGGUGAAAGAUUUUGACAGGACAGGGACAUCUUUAAUCAUGGACAUCUACGAUCCCCAGACGCUUGGCAUCAUGGUGUUCGGUGGAUUCAUGGUAAUCUCAGCCAUUGGGAUUGCCCUGGUCUCCACCUUCUCCAUGAAGGAGACGUCUUACGAAGAAGCGUUGGCAAAGCAGCGCAAGGAGCUGGGGAAGACCCAACCUCAGCAACAGCGGUCUGAGAAGAAGAAGAAAGACAAAGCAGCAGAGAAGAAGAACCGAGCAAAGAAAAAGGAAGAGAAGCCCAACGGGAAGCUCCCAGAGGCAGAGUCUGCUCCUGAAGGCAGCUCUGCUGCUAAUCAACCAGAUGCAGCCCCUCCUACACCACCUACCCCCGAACCUGCACCGGUCCAAGCUCCGACCUCCAAAACUAGCCCAGCUCCCACUUCAGCCCAGAAACCUACAGUGGCUCCUACUCAGAAAUCGACUCCUCCUGCUCCUGCCCCAGCCCAAAAAUCUGCACCUGCCUCAAACCAAAAACCUGCCUCCUCUGCUCCUGCCCCUAAACCAACUCCGGCCCCGACUCAAACUACGACCCCUGCUACGGCAACACGUCCUGCCCCUGCAGAACCCCAACCUGCUCCGUCACCCAAGGACAAGAAGAAAAAGGAGAAGAAAGUGGCCAAAGUGGAACCUGCGCAAACUCAGGCCGUGACAAAGUCAGCUCCAAAACAGGAGACGGCAGUGAAGGAGGUGCCAGUGAUGGCAGUGCCCCCAGUGGGUACCCAGAAAAGUGCACCUCCAGCUGCCAAAGCAGAGGAACAAAAGUCAGAGGCUCCUUCUAAGAAGAAAGGAUCAUCCAAGAAAAAAGCAGAGCCUGCCCCACCUGCAGACUCUGCAGAUGUGCCAUUGUACCUGCCCUACAAGACCUUGGUUGGCACGUUGAAGAGCAUGGUGUUCAGUGAGGGGGAGGCUCAUAAGCUGAUUGAGAUCAUCUCGGAGAAGGCUGGCAUCGUUCAGGACGUCUGGCACACGGCCACUCAGAAGGGUGACCCUGUGGCCAUACUGAAGAAACAGCUGGAGGAGAGAGAGAGACAGCUGGCCACAGAGCAGCAGGACGCGGCGGCAGCCAAGAACCGUCUGAGGGAGCUGACCAAGGAGUUGUCUGCCGAGAAGUCUAAAGUUGCUCAUGUGGAGACGAAGCUGAGCUCCCAGCUGAGUGCGCGGCAGCAGGAGAUGAUCGCUCUGCAGGCUCGGAUGCAGGCCAGCUACCAGGACCACGUGGCCGAGACACAGAAACUCAAUGCCAAGAUCACGAGUCUGCAGGAGCAGUUGGAGAAGGGUCCAAAUGCCCAGCUUGCACGGCUGCAGCAAGAGAACUCCAUACUCCGCGAUGCCCUCAACCAAGCCACCAGCCAGGCGGAGAGCAAACAAAACGCAGAGCUUGCCAAGCUUCGGCAGGACUGUGCAAAGCUAACGAAGGAGUUGGGGGAGAAGAGUGACGCUCUGCAGGCAGAUGAGCAAGUCAGGAAGAGCCUAGAGGCUAAGGUGGUGGCAUCUGAGAAACAGCUCUCUCAGCUGCAGGCGGGUUGGGCGGCAAGCGAACAGGCCCUCCAGAGGAGACUGGAGGAGGUGAGUGAGGAGCUGAGGAAGGCUCAGAGCAGCAGCAGCAGCCUGCAGGGCGAGCUGGAGAAAGCCCAGCAGAGCAGCACCGCUCUCACAGAGGCCCAGGCCCGUGCGGCUAACGUGGAAGCGGAGCUGAAAGAGCGGCAAGGUCAGGUGGAAGCUCUGGAGGCCCAGCUGAAGCAGGCGGAGGAUGGGAAACAGCAGCUGCAGGCCCAGGUGACCUCCAUUCAGGCCCUGCUGGAUGCCAGCCAGCACAGAGAGCAGGACACACAGACUGGGAACACAGCUGAACUGGAACAGUUGCAAAGCAGCCUGGCAGAGAAAGAGAGCAGGGUGGUAGCACUGGAGGAAGAACUAGCCCAGCUAAAAGCUGAGAAACAGUCACCAAGCCAGCAGAGUGAGGGUGUGAAGCAGGUGGCAGAUCUUGAGGAAGAGCUGAAGACCCUCAAAGAGGAAAUGGAGAGAAUUAAAAAUGUUGAUGUCACCUCAGAGUUGGAACAGUUGCGAGUCAGUUUAACAGAAAAAGAAGGACAGGUUGCAGCACUCGGAGCAGAGCUUCAGCAGCUGAAGGAACAGGAACAAAACAAUGAACAGAAACCGGAUAACCAAGCUGAACUGGAACUUUUGCAGAACAGCCUGAAGGAAAGGGAGACACAGUUGGCCUCUCUAGAAGAGGAACUGAGGCAGUACAGAGAAGUGGAAGCGGCACAGAACGCUAGCCCUGCCUCAGACAAGACAGAGGAGUUGGAGCUGCUGCAAAACAGCCUAGCCGAGAAAGAAACACUAUUGUCCUCAGUACAGCAGGAGCUGCAGCUACUGAAAGCAGAUCUGGAACAGUCAAAGAGUCAGAACAGUGACAAGGAAGCUGAACUGACAGAGGCUAAGGAGGUUCUUCAGUCUCUCUUCCCACAGAUUACCAUAGCUACAGAACAGUCCAAAUGGUUGCAGGAAUUUGCAGAGAAGGCUCAGGAGAGUCUGUGUCAGAGACAACAAAGUCAGGAACCUCAGCAAAGCACAGAACUGCCAGAGCUGUUGGCGAAACUGAAGGAGGCAGAGGAAAGCCGUAACACCCUGCAGACAGAGUGUGACCAGUACAGGAGUGUCUUGACUGAAACGGAGGGAAUGCUGAAGGACCUGCAGCGGAGCGUGGAGGAGGAGGAGCUUGUAUGGAAAGCCAAAAUGGCAGAGUCAGAGGCACAGCUCAGACAGGCACUGGAGAGGGCGCACACGUUAGAAGAGACAGCCGAGAGUUUGAGGGCAGAAAGCCAAAACACAGAAAAGCUGAGGGAACAAGUGAUGCUUCUGGAGGCCCAGCUGGAGAAACAGGUUGAGUCAGCCACAACAGACAGUCAGAGUUACUCUGAGGAGAUGACACAGCUGAAACAGCUGCUGUCAGAUUCUCAGAGUCAGCUGAGUGCGGCCCAACAGGAGGCUCAGGCCCAGAGAGAGGAACUCACCAAGGUGCGACAGCAGCUGAGUGAGAUGACGGAGAGUGCCCAGAGAAGGCAGGAGGAGCUACAGGCCUCUCAGGUCCAGGUGCGACUGGAGCAGACUGAGGAGAAACUGCAGGAGGAGGAGCUCCAGAGGCAGCAGCUCUCUGAGGAGUAUGAGCAGGCCUUGAAAACAGUUACAGAGCUUCAAGCCCAGCUGGAUCAUCUGAAAGCUUGUGGGGAUGCAUCUUCCUCAGACGGCGAGGAUGUGGCCCAGCUUAAGGAGCGCCUGGAUAAAGAAAGGAAACUGACCAAAGAUCUUGGCCAAGCAGCCACUAAACUUCAGCAACUCCUGAAAGCAAGUCAGGAACAGCUAGCCAAAGAGAGGGACACGGUGAGGGUCCUCCAGGACCGACUUCAGGGAAAGGAUGGGGUUGAGGAGCCAAAGCAAGGGACCUCUGUUUGAAUUUAAGGACACUACAAAAUUUGCCAAAAAUGCCUUACAAUGACCAAACUUAUGCAUUCCUGAAUACUAUUUUAUGUACUGUUGUUAAAAUUACACUUGUAUAAGUAAUCAACCUAAUGAAUUGUUAUGUGGAAAGCAAACUUUUUAUGAAAAGAAAAACAAACUCUGCUGGGACAGUUUUGUCAAGACAAACAUUCCAUCAAAAAGUGUUCUGGCUAUGUCAGAAAUUAAUCCUAAACUGCCUUAUAUUUUCUAAAUUCCCUCCCACCUCCCUACUCCCAUGGCUCAGUGUUAAAAGGGAACUUGUAUGUGCGUUAAACGUGCAUCGACUAGUGCAAUUACUUUUAGUGGUGGAAUAGAAGGAACAUUUUAUGGUACAUGAUCACAAUUCAUGGAGUGCCCUCUACUCUUUGUAGCUGGCUGUGACACAAUUAUAUGAAUUUGAUAUGUAAUAAACUAUAAUGUAGCUUUAA